GAUUCCUGCUACGCACCUUGUAAUAAACAGUAUGCUGCAAUGGAGGGUUUUUCGAAAACAAGGCGAGACUAUGGUUUGAUUCAAUAGUCUUGAGAUAAUAAUGGACUAACAAUUGAUAAGAAGAUUCAUUGGAUGGUACUAGGAGCAAAAUAAUAGUAACUGUUCAAUUUUAUAGAGAACGAAAUCAAGAAAACAUGUUGCUGCCGCAACCUCUUAGGCCACUUUCAGUGUACAGGAAUUUUUAUCUUAUUCUGCCUUUGCUAUUGCUCGGCAUCAGAGGCAUUUUAACAGCAUCUUAUAGCCGAACUCUUACAGAGAUACUGAAGGAUUAUGAUACUUUGAAGAAGAAACAAAUUAGACAUAGAAUAGUUAAAAGAAGUGCCAGUCAUGGUGGGAUGUAUGAGAGAGAAAUACAUUUCCGUUCACUUGGGAGGGAAUUUGAUUUGCGUAUGAUCCCAGACCAUUCAAUAUUCUCACCUGACUUCAAAGCUGUAUUGAUUAGAAAGAAUGAUGAAGUUGAAGUGGCAGUGGACAAGGAUAGCUUUUUGACUGGUUAUGUUGAAGGUAUUGUUGGUUCAAAAGUUCAAGCACAUUUAGAAGAUGGUAUUCUAAUGGCAAAUAUAGAUUUAAUGGAUGAUUCAUACAUUGUAGAGUCGUCAUCAAGACACAUAGAUGGAGACCAUGAUUUUGAUAUGAUUGUUUACCGGCUGUCAGACGUGCGGUCAAAUUUGUCAAACCCGAAUUUCCACAACAGCAGAAAGCAUCCUUCUUUUUGUGGUGUAAAGGACCCUGGGAAGGAGCGAAAUGCUGAACAUCUGACUCAAUAUACGGCUUCCGAGAAUGAAGAGACUCAUUCCAGGAAUAGAAGAUCAACAUUUUCUACCAUAGAGACAUAUGACACGUGCAACCUGGCACUUGUAGCCGAUUACCUAUUCUAUGAUCACAUGGGACAAGGAAAGACCAGCACCGCCAUCAAUUACAUGCUUUCGGUUAUUCAAAGAGUAGAUCAGAUAUAUCGGACAAUCACGUGGCCUUCAGGACUGAGAAAUAUUGGUCUCGAGGUUCGAAAGGUCAUACUGCACAGUGAGCCAAGCUCCUCCUCAGGACCUGGGUACAAUCAGUACAAACCGAAAUCGUGGGGAGAAGAAGACCUUCUUACUGCGUUUAGCAAAGGGACAUGGAUGGACAAUGAUAUUUGCUUAGGACAUUUAUUCACGUAUCAAGAUUUUGCUGAUGGCGUUAUUGGUGUUGCGUAUGUUGCCAAUGCAAAGGCUGGAACUGUUGGCGGCAUUUGCUCUCCCGUUUACAAAAAUUUUAAAGGGGAGGUAGCAUAUUUAGCUAGUGGCUUGAGUAGCAGCAUGAACUGGGGGAGGAGACUGCUGACGUCAGAGGCUGAUGUAGUAACAGCUCAUGAGUUAGGCCAUAACUUUGGUUCAGAUCAUGACCCUUUCACAUCUGAAUGCUCACCUGGAGAAUCGAAAGGUGGCAAGUUCAUUAUGCACAGUACCUCAGUUUCUGGGUUGAAGCUAAAUAACAAAAAAUUUUCACCGUGUAGCCUGAGGUCUAUUGACAAGGUACUAGUGGCCAAACGAACCAGUUGCUUUAGAAGCAAAGUUGGCCAGUAUUGUGGAAAUAAUGAAGUCGAGAUAAAUAAGAAUGAUCCUUCUAAAAGCGAGGACUGUGACCCCGGCUUUGAUGCCAAGAUCAACGAUACCGACAAAUGCUGCAGUACAAACUGUAAAUUUAAGCUGGGGGCAACUUGCAGUGAUACAAACACUCCGUGUUGUCAAAACUGCAGACCCGCAAGCAAGCUAAAGAAAUGUAGGGAAAGUUUUCCAUUGGCUUGCCAAGGAGAGACAUACUGCGAUGGCGUCAGCACCAAUUGCCCGGAAGCUCCAAAGCUAUCUGGUGUACCAUGCGCCUAUUCAAAAGGAAAAUGUGUCAAUGGUGUGUGCCUCCCAUUUUGCGAGCAAAGGGGCUUGGUAUCAUGUCUGUGUUCCAAGGCUGACGAUAUCUGCAAGAUUUGUUGUUCAAAGUCGAACAGCACAGAUUCGUGUGAGCCGAUUGUCGUCAACGGUACAACACUGAAUCAUAAUGAAGGUGGUCCAUGUGACACCGGAUCGUAUACGGGAUCCUGCUUAAAAGGAUCUUGCAAGAAAACACAAAAGAACGUUUUGGACUACUUUAGCAACUUGCUUGAAGAUUUCACAGCAAGCAAAUUUGCUCGAUUCAUGCAAGAGAAUAUCGUUGGCACCAUUAUGGUUUUCUCCCUCCUGGUCUGGGUUCCUGCAAGCUGUAUUGUUCACUACGUGGAUAAAAGACGUGAACGCGAAGUAAUUGAGAGAAUGGAGUGGGAAAGUAUUCAGAAUUCUGAUCUUCUACACAAGCAGAAAGAAGAUAGAAAAAAGGGUGUUAUAAAGCCAAAGAAAUCUCCUCGAAGACUGGUUGUUCCGAGUUAGUUGCCGACCAUUCCGGGUAUAACUUGAAGUAUUUUGCAAAUUUUAGAUAACAAUAUCCUAACAGGUAAUGCUUUACAUUUUAUACAUCUAACAUUAUUAUGUUGUUGCUACGUAGAUUGUUUAAACUUGGUUUCGCUGUCUUCCUCGUGAGGCCAUUUAAAAUGGUCUCGGUAACCCACAGUGUGGCCUGCGAUUCUCCUCUGCGUAUGAUAUUGCUCAAAUUGCUUGCUGUCUUUUCUUAAUUGUUUUUUAAUGAAAUUAGGGUUAUUCAUAAGUAGCAGUUUGUAAGAUCGUGUUCAAAGCUGAUUUCAAGCCAUAGUAAAGACAAACUGUUCCUUCUGUUGGAAAAGUAGUAAAAUUUUGUGUGUUCAACUCUCAGCUUUCGCUUGAUCUCAAUUUACGUAAAAUAAAAGGGACAGGAAAUUUUGUCAUUUGCACUUGUAUUUCUACUUCUUAAAAGCAUUGUACUUUCUAUCCUCCAAAUCUCAAUCAAAGUUUAUUUUAUGCACUCAAGCGAACAUAUAUUUAAAGCAAUACAGUUAAGUAUUGAUGACGUCAUAAAAACAUUUCUUAGAACAUUUCGAUUCUGUUCGUUUAAUCCGAGAAAACAUUGAAAAAUGGUCCACUAAAUUAGUAGCAAAGCUGUCGAAUCUAGCCCAGUUUCCUGAUAGGUAGCCAGAUGAUGCACUUUCUUUAUCAAAUCACUGUGAUUCAGGCUUCGUCUUAAAGUCUACGAGCCAAGCCAAAAUAAUGGCAAUCUUAUAAUGAUCUGUUGGUCUUUCAACGGCCAUAUCUCAGCCGAUUUGAAGCAGACUUUAAACUAAGGUCAUCCUUACUUUUUCCAGAGAUUUUCAAGAAUCCUAAAAAUAGAUUUUGAUGACUUCAUCAUUCUUAACUCCAUUACAGUAUGUUGUUAUCUAUGCGUGUAUAUUUAUAUCCGCUAUAAAGUUUUAUCAACAGAAACUUUGCUUUUCAUCUCUUGAAAAUGUCCUAUUACCUGUAAUUUGUCAAUAGGCAGAAUAUCACAAGCAUCCUACGCGUGCAGAGCAAA
This is a messenger RNA of Rhopilema esculentum, 3510 nucleotides long. Its product is annotated as ADAM 17-like protease. Gene Ontology annotation, cellular component: plasma membrane. Gene Ontology annotation, molecular function: metalloendopeptidase activity. The record is from RefSeq and is a predicted model, not a curated record. Lineage: Eukaryota; Metazoa; Cnidaria; Scyphozoa; Rhizostomeae; Rhizostomatidae. Gene Ontology annotation, biological process: membrane protein ectodomain proteolysis; Notch signaling pathway.